Molecule: messenger RNA, 1461 nt
Organism: Arabis nemorensis
Lineage: Eukaryota; Viridiplantae; Streptophyta; Magnoliopsida; Brassicales; Brassicaceae
Source: the annotation of a GenBank genome assembly
AUGGCUGUUCAACCUACUAGGAUUGGUCUAGCUGGACUAGCUGUGAUGGGUCAGAAUUUAGCUCUCAACAUUGCAGAGAAAGGCUUCCCAAUCUCUGUUUACAACAGAACAACUUCCAAAGUUGACGAGACUGUGGAACGAGCCAAGAAGGAAGGGAAUCUUCCUCUCUAUGGCUUCCAUGACCCUAAGUCUUUCGUCGAUUCGAUUCAGAAGCCACGUGUUAUAAUCAUGCUUGUUAAGGCCGGUGCGCCCGUCGACCAGACCAUCAAGACACUCUCUGCUUAUUUGGAGAAAGGUGAUUGUAUCGUGGAUGGUGGUAAUGAAUGGUAUGAGAACACCGAGAGGAGAGAAAAAGCCGUGGCUGAGAACGGUUUACUUUACCUUGGAAUGGGAGUUUCUGGUGGUGAAGAAGGUGCUCGUAAUGGCCCAUCUAUGAUGCCUGGUGGCUCUUAUGAAGCUUACAAGAAUAUCGAAGACAUUGUUCUCAAGGUUGCGGCCCAGGUUAGGGAUAGUGGUCCCUGCGUGACUUACAUCGGGAAGGGCGGGUCUGGAAACUUUGUCAAAAUGGUCCACAAUGGGAUUGAGUACGGUGAUAUGCAGCUGAUUGCAGAAGCUUAUGACGUCCUGAAAUCUGUUGGUAAAUUAUCGAAUGAUGAGCUUCACAGUGUGUUCACUGAGUGGAACAAAAGUGAGCUUGAGAGUUUCUUGAUUGAGAUCACAGCGGAUAUUUUCGGAAUCAAGGACGAUAAGGGAGAUGGGCAUUUGGUUGACAAGGUUUUGGACAAAACCGGCAUGAAAGGUACCGGAAAAUGGACUGUGCAGCAAGCCGCUGAGCUAUCUGUUCCUGCUCCCACCAUUGAAUCCUCUCUUGAUGCGAGGUUCCUCAGCGGGCUAAAAGAUGAACGUGUGCAAGCAGCUAAAGUCUUCAAAGAAGGUGGGUUUGGCGAUAUCUUAACCGACCAAAAAGUUGACAAGAAACAGCUAAUCGACGACGUGAGGAAAGCUCUUUACGCAUCCAAAAUCUGCAGCUACGCGCAAGGCAUGAACCUAAUCCGUGCCAAGAGUAUCGAAAAAGGCUGGGGCUUGAAGCUAGGUGAGCUAGCUAGAAUCUGGAAAGGAGGCUGCAUCAUCAGAGCUAUCUUCUUGGACAGGAUCAAGCAAGCUUAUGACAGGAACGCAGAACUGGCUAACCUCUUGGUCGAUCCUGAGUUUGCAAAAGAAAUAAUCGAGAGACAAUCCGCUUGGAGAAGAGUCGUCUGCCUAGCUAUCAACUCGGGUAUUAGCACACCCGGUAUGUCAGCGAGUCUCGCCUACUUUGAUUCAUACCGAAGAGAGAGAUUGCCCGCGAAUCUCGUCCAGGCUCAAAGAGAUUACUUUGGUGCUCAUACAUAUGAAAGGACUGAUGUUGAAGGAUCAUUCCACACCGAGUGGUUCAAGAUCGCAAGGCAAUCAAAGAUCUGA